CAACAGCAACACUCAGACUCUUCUGUUUUCCUUUCUUCUUUGAUAUUCAAUUGAUAUCAGCGCAUUCAUCGCAUUACUCCCUACAUCCACACAAUGUCUCUUCUUCAAACAUCCUCCCUGCGGCAGCUGGCCCUUCCGCUCGGCCGAACUGCUUUCCGACGCUACCUCCAAACCCAGCCCGCCGUCACCGCCCAUCCAUUUGAUCCCGCGCUCUCAAAGGGAUCCAACAAGGCCGACGCGCAGACCGUCCCCGUCUGGAGACGGCACACGCUUAACUCGCAGCUGCCGGACUCGGAGUUCCUCAACUCGAUCUUUGAUUCCGAGGUCGCGCCAUCAAAAGACGUUCUCGCAAAGGCUCUCGACUCGGCAAAGAAGCAGCCUCAGCGAGUACAAUCUGAGCAGACAGAUGCGAGGGCGCCUGCAAAGGCCGCUGCGUCGCCUACUCCUGCUCCUGCCACCGCUACCCCUGCCACUGCAACUGCCACUGCAACCUCCACUGCCACCUCAUCCGCCAAGCCUGCGGCACCCGCGCCAAAGACCUACCGCAAGUUCAAGCCCAGAAAGGCCGCCAUGACGAUGACCCCGAACGCCGUUCAGCACAUCAAGGCUCUGCUAGAUCAGCCCGAGCCCAAGCUUCUCCGAGUAGGCGUCCGCAACCGCGGAUGCUCGGGUCUGCAGUACCAUCUCGAGUACGUUGACAAGCCGAGCAAGUUUGACGAGGAGGUCGUCCAGGACGGCGUCAAGGUUCUGAUCGAUUCAAAGGCGCUCUUCAGCAUCAUUGGAUCAGAGAUGGACUGGGUCGACGACAAGUUGAGCAACAGAUUCGUGUUCCACAAUCCCAACAUCAAGGGAGAGUGCGGAUGUGGCGAGUCUUUCAUGGUCUAAACCAGCGCAUCUUUUUCAUUCCUUUUUUUAUCCUUUUUGGUUGUUUGCAGUCAUUGGUGUAUCUCAUUGCAUGCUUUUUGGGUAGGACUUUCGGUUGUCGUUAGACAGUCAUGAAACGGCGUUUUGGGAAUUGUAUUUUUAUUAUUGCAGUUAUGCAUUGGUCAUUGCAUUUGAUUCUCAGAUUAAUUAAAUUGCUACAAUACAUUAUAUAUCAUGAU
Messenger RNA from Myxozyma melibiosi, 1103 nucleotides. RefSeq lists its product as uncharacterized. Bases 94 to 885 code for a protein of 263 amino acids. Gene Ontology annotation, biological process: iron-sulfur cluster assembly. Gene Ontology annotation, cellular component: mitochondrion; cytoplasm. NCBI's taxonomy places the organism in Eukaryota, Fungi, Ascomycota, Lipomycetes, Lipomycetales, Lipomycetaceae. The record is from RefSeq and is a predicted model, not a curated record. The transcript has a single exon. Gene Ontology annotation, molecular function: 2 iron, 2 sulfur cluster binding.